AGACCAGAUUCUUCCAAAGCAACCCCACAUAGUGCCCCAGCAAACACAUCAUGAGUACAGGAUGAACAUAUGCUUAUCUGUCUCACCUCUUAAAAAAAACGCUGAAGUUUAAUGAGCUUGAUUAGUCUGAGCAUUGAAAGGCAGAAACUAGUUUUAAAAGUGUUACCUUCAGUGACUUGCUUGAAGACACUCAAUGAAUGGGGGCCAGCACUGGAAGCGGAGGGUGAGUGCCCCCUGAUCAGGUACCACUUAAUCCAUUCUCUGCAGGAAGUGAUGAAGGUUUGCAUUGGCUGAUACAGUGCACUGAGUAUUUUAUUGUCUCAAGACCAAGUCUGAGAUUGGUUCUACCAAGCAGCCAGUCAUUCAGAUAUUAUUGUUUUUCAGAUAGCCUUAGUCUGCAAAUCAAGAGGAAGUCUUGCAGACUCAGUUUCUGGUAAGGCUUCCACCUUUUGCUGAGAAUUGCCAGCCAGUCGUAGAUACCCAAAAUAGUUCUCUUCUGCAGAAAUGAGGAAGUGCCAAUACUUGCAAGGAUUAGCAAAAUUAACUGAGUGUGUGUGUGUGUCCCCAACAGUGUAGGAGAAUUGAGUUAGAACAUCAGUCUGCCUGUCUCAGCCAGCUCAUCACCAUCCAACCCUGAGCAAUAUGCAGCAGUUUUGCUUGCUGAUACGCUCCCAUGAACUUCCCUGUGUUCCCACUCUCUCUCCCCAUGCAACCUGAUUUAUGCUCACAUGCUGCUUCAGCAAAUCUUUUUAACAACCUAAUCCUGAAGCCCUUGAAAUCAACAACAAAGUGCCUUCUGACAUGUACGAGUAACAAUGUCAGUCUUUGUUUGGUUUGACAUAUGUUGUUAUUUUGAGAUGAAUUGAGUAACCCAGGAUGACCUCAGAAGAGUUCAGUCCAUCCAAUAGCCUAAACUUCACGUGGAUCAGGCUCUGCAAGCCACACUGUGCCGUGCUGCUUGCUCUGCCGGAUGGAUCACUAGACCAUCCAUGUCAGCAACUGAUAUGACUUGUUACAAAGCUGGGAAAUUUUCUCUGCAAGUGAAAUCGUGCAGUAACAGCAACUUUUUUGGAAAGUCAAUAAGUCAGGGCCGGGUCAUGGAGAGCACUGCGUCACAGUUCCUCUCUACAGUCAACCCAAGCCCUCGAGACCAAGUCGCCAGUAGGAGAGCUGGGCCAGUACUGGGCUUUCUGGCUGGCGUGGGGAGCUCCCCGGCUGAGCGGCGGUGGGGCACUACCCCAACCCGGCACCGCGGGCUCCCGGGGAGCAGGUAUCGGAGCAGGUUUCGGAGCAGAGUCGCCCGGCCCCCCGCCCCCGCCCGUCCCGGCGCCCUCCCGGCCCUCGGGCACACGGCAGGAACCCGGCGGCGGGCGGGAGGAGCUGCCCGCGGGAAACGAAACUCAGCCGCCCGCUCCGCCCCGGACCAUGGCUGCUGCUGCUGCCGUCGACCUCGAGCGGCUCCUGGGCGCCGUGGACCUGAGCUGCGCUUGCUGCCUGCAGCAUUUCACGGAGCCCGUGCGGCUCACGGGCUGCGGCCACAGCUUCUGCCGGGCCUGCAUCAUGGAGUACUGCAAGGGCAGGCAGCGCGCCGGCUGCCCGCUCUGCCGGGAGGGCUUCGAGCUGAAGGACCUGCGGCCCAACCGGGAGCUGGCCGCUCUGGUGAACCUACUCCUGCAGGAGGUGAAGGAAGCAGAGUUGGAAACACAGGAGGAACCCAGACCCUCCGCAGCUGUUGCCUGCGACGCCCAGAGCUCAGCGGGGCGGCGACCUGGGGAGAAGGAAGAAGAGAUAUGGGACAUCUCCAAGCAACUGGAAGUGACUGCUGAGACCAUCCACCUCUUGAGGAAAGAUCUCAGUAAAACGAAGGAAUAUGCAUCUCAGAUCAAAAGUCAGAUUACUAAAGAUUUCUGUUGCAUGAAGGAAUAUGUUGAAACACAGGAGAGAAACACACUGAGGUUCAUUGAACAAGAGCAAAAAGCAACUCAACAGAAAAUUGAACAGACCAUUCACCAGCUCUGUGUUGAAAUGAACAGGCUUAUAGACAUCAAAGCCCAAAUAAAUAAUUUACCUGAGAAACAUAGGUACAAAGGGUCACCUUCAACAAUGGAUAAAAUUACACUUGAUGAAAAACUUAAUGGGGUCAAAACUGCUGUAGAAGAUCUUAAGAGAAAGUUGGAAAUUUUACUUUUGGAGAAGUAUGCUCGGCAGUUCCCACCAGCGCAACCUUCAGACUUAUAUCAGGAGACAGAUGUCUGCUCAUUAUCUCCAGAGUCUGCAGCUAAAAACCCAGAACCAAUCAUUUCAAGCCAGUUUUCUCAGUGGGCAGAUGAUGUGACUUUUGAUCUCACAAGAGUUUAUGAGCGCUUAGCAAUCACAGACCAGAACAGGAAAGUAAUGGUUUCCAGCUACCCAACUUACUAUGAACCGUCGCCCAACAGAUUCUUCAUCAGCCAAGUGAUGUGUUCGCAGAGCUUCUCUACUGGGUGCCACUACUGGGAAGUAAUUACCAAGGACAGUGAUGGAUGGGCUGUUGGAGUGGCUCAUGAAAUGAUUGGUAAACGGGACAAAUUAGGAAGAACAGAGCAUUCCUGGUGUGUGGAAUGGCUAGGUCCCAAAAAGCAGUUGUCAGCAUGGCAUUGGAAUCAAGAAACCUUAUUACACAAGGAGAAACCAUUGAAGGUUGGAGUUUUCCUGGAGCUACAGAAGAAGACUGUGUCAUUUUACUCCAUCACUGACAAAGAAAUGCUUUUGCAUACUUUUGAAAUCAACAGCUCCAAUCCUCUUUACCCUGCUUUCUGGUUAUAUAGUCUAGAAACAAAUGGAUCUUUAACUUUAAGUCACGCAAACAGGAGAUAAAGCCUAUUCAGAAAAGUGGCAAUUUUGCCGAUGACUGCAGAGCUUCUAUAUAAACUUCAGUGUUCAGCACAGGAAUUUGCCAUGGAGUGUAUAGCUACCCAGGCCUUCCUGGAAAUCAGCAGCUGAUACUUUGCUCUGCUUUUCUUCGUGCUGUGCUCUGAUCUAGCCAUACUUCAUUAAAGCAACUCCAGUGUAUGCUAAAGGUGGUGACCA
Messenger RNA from Tyto alba (common barn owl), 3069 nucleotides. It is a transcript of the gene RNF135, whose product is annotated as ring finger protein 135. The record is from RefSeq and is a predicted model, not a curated record. Bases 1426 to 2856 code for a protein of 476 amino acids. The transcript is spliced from 6 exons. Gene Ontology annotation, molecular function: protein binding. NCBI's taxonomy places the organism in Eukaryota, Metazoa, Chordata, Aves, Strigiformes, Tytonidae.